Molecule: messenger RNA, 469 nt
Organism: Penaeus chinensis
Lineage: Eukaryota; Metazoa; Arthropoda; Malacostraca; Decapoda; Penaeidae
Product: TATA-box-binding protein-like
Exons: 2
Coding region: 29-439 (136 amino acids)
Source: RefSeq, a predicted model, not a curated record
GUCACCGCUACCGUCAGGGCUCUCGAACAUGGGCGGGUCACCUCCGACGUCUAUGUAUCAGCCUCACUACCAAGCUUUCUCCUCACUCAACAACGCCUUGGGUGAGUACGCAGGAUCACCACUAAACUCCCCAGGUCUCCCCAACGGCUUAGGUUCCCCAGCAACACCCCCUCACAGUGGCUCAUCCUCCCCGGCCACACAGCAACAACAGCAGUCCCAACAACAACAACAGCUCAGCGGAGGCCAACAGCAACAACAACAACAACAACAACAACAGCAACAACAACAGCAAGAUCUGCAGCAGAACUGUGGCAUGGGGUCGAUGGGCAUGGGUAUGAGCGUAGGCAUGGGCGGCGAAGACAUGUGGAGAGGGUCGAGUAUCGCCCAACUGCGGCGCCGGGCUUUUGAACACUCCGCCUCCAUGGCCGUCUUCAGGUAAAGUUCCUGAGGCUGGCGCUGAGGAGGAGAC